Nelumbo nucifera (sacred lotus) is the source of this 5743-nucleotide messenger RNA. RefSeq names its product FORMS APLOID AND BINUCLEATE CELLS 1A (gene FAB1D). Gene Ontology annotation, cellular component: endosome membrane. The record is from RefSeq and is a predicted model, not a curated record. Gene Ontology annotation, molecular function: ATP binding; 1-phosphatidylinositol-3-phosphate 5-kinase activity. Gene Ontology annotation, biological process: phosphatidylinositol phosphate biosynthetic process. Lineage: Eukaryota; Viridiplantae; Streptophyta; Magnoliopsida; Proteales; Nelumbonaceae.
CCUUCUGUAUUGAAUUUCAACGUUCUGUCUUCCCUUCCUCUCGUCUGUCUGUCUCUUAACACUUCAGCUUAUAGCUGCUUCUUUGCUUUGCUUCGAUUCUCUACCGGAAGUUAAAUUUUGAAGGAAAGAUUGUACCGACGACGAUGCUUGGGAUUUUUAUGCAGAAGCCCUUUGAUGCGUUUCUUGUUUUGGCUGCUUGAACGGUAUUCUUUGGGAUCACAUGUAUAAAAUGUGCCAUGUCUGUGAUAAGGAGCUGACAGAUUCGGAUAAUGGGGAGGGAUCUAAGAAGAAACUAAAUUCAUUUAAAUUGGACGGUAGAGACAACCAGCAGUCCUGUAAAAGCAAAAAGAAUGAACAAGAUUCUUCUGUGCAUGGUGAUCUAAGUUCAUAUGCAACACCAUUGAUCAGUCCAACAAUUUCACUGACAAGCACUGAUAGCCUUGCCUCAAGCUGCAGUGAGUUUUCAAUUGAAACAAAUGUGAAUGGCAGGGAGGAAGGAGAUGAAAUUUCUUUAAGAAACUGUCAAGACUAUCUCAGUUUUAGGAUAAAUGGGCAAGUGGACAACUUGAGCUUGUCAAUUCCAGCAAAAGGAAUUGGUGCAUCUUUUCCUGAAAAUGGUAAAGACCCAAUUAAAGUAGUUGGUGUUGAUGAAGGAGCAAAGGAUGGAAGUGGGAGUACUGACCAAUCUAAGGAAAGAUCACAGCUCUUCUUGUCUUUGGAUUUUGAAACAAAUAUUGAUUUGUGGGUGCCCCCUGAACCACAAGAUCUGGAGGAUGAUGUUGAAGGUAGUGUGGUUGACAAUGGUGAUGGUGAUGACGAUGAAUGUGGUGAUGGCACAAAGUGGGGAAAACCAAGUUCCUUAAGUAGUUUUGAUGAAGAAGGCAGUGGCAGCUAUAGGCUUGAAGAGGAAAGAAAGAAAGCAAUGCUAGAGGUGAUGAAUGGGAAAUUCAGGGCCCUUGUCAGUCAACUUCUCAGGUUAGAGGGAAUCUCUAUUUCAGGGGAGGCUGGUGAGAACUGGGUGGAUAUAGUAACUUCUUUAUCUUGGAGUGCUGCAUUACUUGUGAAGCCUGAUGCUUUUGAGGGAAAAGCAAUGGAUCCAGGAGGUUAUGUCAAGGUGAAAUGUAUUGCAACUGGUUCUUGCAGCCAAAGCGAAGUAAUCAAAGGCUUAGUUUUUAAGAAAAAUGCUGCACACAAGCACAUGCCUACCAAGCACAGGAACCCUAGAUUGCUGCUGCUCCAGGGAACACUUGGCCAGUGCUCAAGUGGAUUGUCGUCAUUUGAUUCAAUGGAUCAGGAAAAGGAUAAUCUGAAAACAAUCAUUGAGAUGAUAGAGAUGUGCCACCCUAAUGUGGUUUUUGUGGAGAAAACUGUUUCCAGGGAUGUGCAAGAGUCUCUUCUUGCAAAAGGAAUAACAUUAGUCUUUGAUAUGAAGCUCCAUCGGUUGGAGAGAAUUGCUCGUUGUGCUGGUUCACAGAUUAUGUCUUGUGUUGACAAUUUCAUGAAUCAAGAGAUGAAACAAUGUGAUUCAUUCCAUUUUGAAAGGUUUGUUGAGGAACAUGGCAGUUUUGGUGAAGGUGGAAAGAGACCCAGCAAGACUUUGAUGUUCCUUGAGGGCUGUCCUAGACCUCUAGGCUGUACGAUUUUACUGAAGGGAGCUCAUAGUGAUGAAUUGAAGAAAAUUAAAAGUGUGGUGCAAUGUGCAGUUCUUGUGGCAUACCAUUCAAUUUUAGAAACUUCUUUCCUUGUAGAUCGAAGGGCAAUGUUCUCUGCUAUUCAUAGUAGUAGAGUGACAAAUGGAUUUCUGACAGAUCAACAAUUACCACUUGAUGGUUCUUCUGGUGCUUUUCUUAACUCAAAUGAUUCUUUUGUUGGGUCUGCAACUCUUUCCUGUACUACUGAUAUUCCUAUUUCUGAUGAGUUCCAAGAACAAUCUGUUGGUGACAGAAUGUGUCCAAUCUCAGAUGUUGAUCAUACAUCUUCUGGAACUGAUCCUAAUGUCCAUUAUUUUGAGAAUGGUAUUGCUGAAAGUUCAUUGAAUACUCAUAAUAUGCCUGAAAGUAUGAAUGAGUGUUUAUCAGAAUCACCUUAUGAGCCAUUUGCUCCACGCAUUCUUUCUGGGCAGUUACUGUCAUCAUGGUCAGCCUCUUUUAAAAAGGUUCUUUCAGAGAGCAUCCCUAUUGUCUCAUCUACUUCCUACAAUUCCCUCUCCACAUACUUUGGAUUCAAAGAAAAGGAACUAGAUGGUAAGAAUGCGGGUGUCUUUCCUGUCACUACAUGUCCUGAAUCACUUGACCUUAGUGAGAUGGAAAUAAAGGGUAGUCCAGAGGAAGUGAAGUCACUUCAUGAUGAGCAAGAUGAGUCUUUUCCAGCUUGCUCUGAUGUGUCUUUGAACCCUGUCAAGGCUAAUAUUAAUAAUGAAGACAAAAUGCAACAUAAUGAUGGUAUCAGCAGUUUCUUAGAUGCCCAAAGUAUUGUAUUUCUAAUGUGCAGUCAGAAUGUCUUGAGAGGAACUAUUUGUGAGCAAAACCAUCUUUCCCGUAUCAACUACUACAGGAAUUCUGACAUUUCUCUUGGACGGUUUUUGCAUGACAACUUACUCAAUCAGAGGAACCAGUGCUCAAAAUGUGAGCAGCCACCAGAAGCUCAUGUUUACUAUUAUGCACACCAUAAUGGGAGGCUUACAGUACGAGUUAGACAACUUCCUAUGAAGUUGCAAUUGCCUGGUGAAGCUGAAGGAAAACUUUGGAUGUGGACUAGAUGUUUAAAAUGUAAGCCUGAGAAUGGAAUCCUCAAAUCUACAAGAAGAGUGGUGCUAUCCACAGUAUCCCGUGGGCUUUCAUUUGGAAAGUUCCUGGAGCUUGGCUUUUCAGAUCGCUCCAAUUCCUGUUACACACAUUCAUUGUACAGGGACAACCUUUUCUUCUAUGGGUUGGGGCCAACAGUUGCAAUGUUUAGAUACUCUCCAUUAGAUAUUUAUGCUGCAUCCAUGCCACCACAGGUUUUGGAGUUCAACAAUCCAGUUGGAGAAGAGUGGCUCGAAAGAGAAGCCAAAGAUGUGCUUAUGAAAGGGCUAUCACUAUUCAUGGAGGUCAGAGACUCAUUGUCGAAGUUUGGACAAGGGUUCUCUAGCUCACUUUCAAAUGCAUCUGUGGGAUCCAGAGGUUUAGUAAAGAAACUUUCUGAAGUUAAAGGGAUGCUAAAUCAAGAAAAAUCUGAUUUUGAGGCAUUCAUUCAGAAGGUUGUUAGUAAGAAUGGGAAUUUGGGGCAGGGGCAGUCAGUUCACAAGCUUCUAAGCUUAAAUAGUUUAUACUGGGAACUCCUCCUUCAAUUAUAUGUUUGGGAUCGACGUUUGCAUGAGCUUAUGUUAUAUGAUUCUAGAAUUGUUAGCAAUGCUCAAGGCGAUGAAAUAGUGCAUGAUGAACAAUUGUUGCUGCAGAAGGAAGACACUUCUGGUGGAAGAAUCAAGGGAAAAACUAACAUAUUGAGUUCUUGUGAAGAAAUUUGUGAUGAUUCUGCUAUUGCUCAUAUAGCUUUAGUUAACAAUGAAGUAACUUUAUCUUCCACUGCUAACUGUGAUUCUGGAAACUCUGGUAUCAACCUAGAGAAUGGUCUAGAAGUCAAGUUGGAGGAAACAUCUACAGCAGAUGAAAUUGCAGUUACAAAAGUCAAAGAUUCAGAACCUUUGCAUGAGAAUGCAUUUUUAGAAUCUGGUGAACCAACCAAUUUGGUCAAUAGCUUUUUUAAUGCUGAAGCAGAUAGUGGGCCAACUGUGCGAGCUGUAAACCCUGAUUGGUCAUCCAGUGCCGAGUGUACAUCUACUAAGGGCAUAAUGCUACAUAAUUCAGUUGUAGGAAAAGGUUCUUCUGAUGAAUCCUCUUAUUCAUCUGUUCCUCUUCUUUUGGGUGGUGAUGAUUUUCAAGGCAAGUGUUCAUCCAUUUCUGAGCAUUUACAGGUUGAUGUAACUAAUCCAAUUACAACAGAUCUUCUGAGGCAUAGUGAUUCUAAUACUGAUAUAAAUAUUUGUGGUUCACCUAGUGAAAUAUAUUUGGACUCUGCUACAUUCACAAAUUCCCUAUCAUGCAAUUCUUUUGACUCAAAAGACUGGGUAUGGAGACCUUUUUCUGAAAUACACAAGGCUUACAUGAAGGAGAUUCAAAGAGGCAACUCAAAGAAAUUUGAAUUCAUAAAUAACUACACUCCAGAAUGCCUAACCUCAGUCAGUCAACUGAUUAUGCAUGAAGGGCCUAGAUUGCAUGUUCCUAUUGGUCCUGAUGACAAGGUUGUGUCAAUCUACAAGGGUGAACUUUCAAGUAUAAUUGCUUGUGCUCUUGCCUUGUUGCAUGAUCAACAUGGUUCAAACAAAGAGUUAGUUGAGGAUGGAAAAAGAGAGAGAGGAGGGACAGGUAAAACAAGUGAGAGUUUGAAUGGCCUGUUUUCGUAUAAUUACUUUAGUUCACCAUUUUUUUCCUCAACUGGAUCAUUGGAUUUGGAUGGAAUGCAUUCAGCACAAAGUGUCUCAUCAGAAGACUUUCAUGCUCUGAGUUCUGAUGUAUUGAAUUUGAUGGAUCCUCUGCUGUCUUCAGAGGUUCUUCAUCCGGAAAUCUCCCUGGGUCUUGGAAAAUUAGCUGGGAAGGGUAAAUAUUCAGUAGUUUGCUUAUAUGCAAAAGAAUUUCAUGCUCUUAGAAGGCGAUGCUGUCAAUCUGAGCUUGAUUAUAUUGCUUCCCUUAGUCGUUGUCAGAACUGGGAUGCUAAAGGUGGAAAGAGUAAAUCUUUGUUUGCUAAAACCCUGGAUGACAGGUUUAUUAUAAAAGAAAUCAAGAAGACAGAAUUUGAUUCAUUUUUGCAGUUUGCCCCAGAUUACUUCAAGCAUAUUAAUGAAUCAUUCAGCUCAGGAAGCCAGACAUGUCUUGCAAAAAUUUUAGGAAUCUAUCAGGUUAUUAUAAGACAGUCUAAGAGUGGAAGAGAAAUGAAACAUGACCUGAUGGUUAUGGAAAAUCUUACAUUUGGCCGAAACAUUACCCGCCUGUAUGAUCUUAAAGGUGCUAUGCACUCUCGAUACACCUCAGCAGCUGAUGCCUCAAAGAAAGUUCUGUUGGAUCAGAAUUUUGUUGAGGACAUGCAUGUUUCUCCUUUGUUUGUCAGUUCAAAAACAAAGCAUUUAUUGCAACGUGCUGUUUGGAAUGACACAUCAUUUCUUACUUCAAUUAAUGUCAUGGACUACUCUUUACUUGUUGGGGUGGAUACUCAGCGGCAUGAACUUGUAUGUGGCAUUAUUGACUACUUGAGACAAUACACCUGGGACAAACAACUUGAGACAUGGGUGAAGUCUUCCCUUGUUGUCCCUAAAAAUGUCUCUCCAACAGUUAUCUCCCCAAAAGAGUACAAAAAAAGAUUCAGGAAAUUCAUGUCCAUGCACUUUCUAAGUACCCCAGUUUGUUGUAACCCAAAAAAAGCUUUGAGCAAUUGCAAAUUCUGUUGCAGAAGUGAUGACUCUCCUGAGUUAAAAAGUACAGCGCAGAAUGAGAACAAUAAUUCUCAUCCCUAGGUCUCAUUUUGUGUGGUUUUAGCUCAUCCUGUUAUAGUGUUAAGGUCUACCAGUUUUGAUGUAUUGUAUAUAGAUAUUUCACAGUUUGUAAGGCCCCAAUUCCAUUUUUUUCCCUUUGCGAUUUUUUAAGCAAAUCUUUGGGGUUAAUUCCUUCUAAUGGUGACAUAUAUUAUGAAUAAAAAAAGUACCUUAAUCUGA